UAUUAUUAUUAAUCUGUGGGAUUAUAUGGAAUAUAAUUCUGUUAUAAUCUCUGUGUUUAUCUCCACACUGCACUUUAACUGAAGAUCAUGGCGGUGCCGUUCGUUCAGGAUUGGGAUCUGGUCCAGACCCUAGGAGAGGGUGCUUAUGGAGAGGUGCGCCUGCUGGUGAACAGGAAAACCGAGGAGGCGGUGGCAGUGAAGGUGGUGGAUGUGUCCAGUGCCAAGGAAUGUAUGGAUAAUGUGAAGAAAGAGGUGUGUGUGCACAAGAUGCUGUCGCACCCCAACAUAGUGCGCUUCUACGGGCACAGAAGCGAGGGUUCCAUUCACUACAUCUUCCUGGAGUACUGCAGUGGUGGAGAGCUCUUCGAUAGAAUCGAGCCAGAUGUGGGGAUGCCGGAAAAGGAGGCGCACAGGCUGUUCCAGCAGCUGAUUGCAGGAGUGGAAUAUCUGCACAGUAUUGGGAUCACGCACAGAGACAUCAAACCAGAAAACAUCCUGCUGGAUGAUAAAGACAACCUAAAGAUCACAGAUUUCGGGCUGGCUACCAUGUUCCGGCACCGUGGGCGUGAGCGCCAGUUGUCUCGACUGUGUGGCACGUUGCCUUACGUUGCCCCGGAGCUGAUGUCCCGCGCAGAGUUCCACGCUCAGCCGGCCGACGUCUGGGCCUGCGGCAUCGUGCUCACUGCCAUGCUGGCUGGAGAGUUACCGUGGGACCAGCCGAGUGAAAGCUGUCAGGAGUACAGUGACUGGCUGCAGAAGAAAACCUACCUCACACCGUGGAAAAAAAUCGAUUCACUGCCUCUCGGUCUAUUAACGAAAAUUCUGCUCCAUAGUCCCGAGGACCGGAUCACCAUUCCUGAGAUCAAAAAGCACCGCUGGUUCAGCAGGAGCUUUAAAUCAGCGAUAAAGAGGCAGAAUGACGGACACGUGACUAAAUCUCUGCGGUCCGACUCUGAGCGACUGGGCCGAACGAACAGUGACGACCGGGUUCAGAUCUCCAGCUCUCAGCCGGAGCCGCAGGGCCUGUGGGAGGUCAGGGAUGAUGUGGUCCACACCAACGGAGCUCAUGUCAGCUUCUCCCAGCCCACCUGCCCUGAUCACAUGCUGCUAGGAAGCCAGCUGUUGGGCACUCCGGGUGCUAGUCAGAAUACAUGGCAGAGGCUGGUGAGGAGAAUGACCAGGUUCUUUACCACACUGAGGGCAGAAGCGUCCUGUACGUCCCUCCGCGACGUCUGCAUCGGCAUGGGUUACACGUGGAAACAGAACUGCACCAACCAGGUCACCGUGUCCACACUGGAUCGCCGGAACAAUAAGCUGAUCUUUAAAGUUCACUUUCUGGAGAUGGAGGAACGCAUUCUGGUGGAUUUCAGGUUGUCACGGGGUGAUGGUCUGGAAUUCAAGAAAAUAUUUAUAAGCCUCAAACAGAAGCUGUCGGACAUCAUCAGUAACCAGAAGGUUCCUGUAGUUUUUACAUGAUUUAUAUAAUCAUCUGUGUUGAGCUGUGAUCUCUCUCUCUCCUCUCUCUCUCUCUCUCUCUCUCUCUCUCUCUCUCUCUCUCUCUCUCUCUCUCUCUCACACACACACACACACACACACACACACACACACACACACACACACACACACACACACACACACACACACACUCUCUCUCUCUCUCUCUCUCUCUCUCUCUCUCUCUCUCUCUCUCUCUCUCUCUCUCUCUCUCUCUCUCUCUCACACACACACACACUUGUCUUGUUCUUGUUUGGUUUUACAUGUUUUUACUUGUGUCUGUCUUCUUGGUGUAAGCUGUAGCACUCUCUCAGUUCAUUUUGGUGUGUUUACAGGAUUUGAGGGUGUGGAAACGUGGUCUUUAUGAGGGUUUCUCCCUUAUUGUUGAGUUUUUGCUGUGAAAUAUGAAUUCCAGCCCUCGUUUCUUGUUCUCGUUUUUAAGGUUUUUUUCCGUUAGUCAUGUUAUGAAAAACUGACAAUAAAUUAAAUAUUCCUCAAAA
Trichomycterus rosablanca is the source of this 1994-nucleotide messenger RNA. RefSeq names its product checkpoint kinase 1 (gene chek1). The record is from RefSeq and is a predicted model, not a curated record. Gene Ontology annotation, cellular component: cytoplasm. The transcript is spliced from 13 exons. Lineage: Eukaryota; Metazoa; Chordata; Actinopteri; Siluriformes; Trichomycteridae. Gene Ontology annotation, molecular function: protein serine/threonine kinase activity; ATP binding. Bases 88 to 1476 code for a protein of 462 amino acids. Gene Ontology annotation, biological process: DNA damage checkpoint signaling; protein phosphorylation.